AUGUCGUCAGUAGCACAGCGUCGUGCACGUCAAUCGAAGAAUCUUGAUGGCACUGUUCCUACGCCUACGCGAGCUCGAGCGUCCAAGCGGCCAUCUACCAGUAUCUAUACAGAUGCCCCGAUGUACACGUACAACCCUCCUGUGAGUGACGAGGACAUUUCCUUUUGUUAUCCACACUUGCCUCAUCCUUCCAUGUGGAAGUCUGUGUUUUCCUUCUCGAAGGAACAGUAUGCACGGCACCGCUACUUCGUAGCGAAUCGCACUACGGUGCAAAACAUUGUGAACCGCAUGGGGCUAGACAGUCCUGAGCGCCAGGGUAUGAAGACAACCAUCAUCGAAGCCUAUCCAGGCCCUGGCACUUUUACGCGCGCUUUUAUGGAGCACCCCAAUGUUGAACGGGUGAUUGCGAUGGAAAAUGUACCCUCUUUCCUUGCACAGUUGGAGCAUCUACAAAAAGAUCCUGCCUUAACGUCGGUGAGCGACAAGCUUCGCGUCAUCCCACAAACAGGAUAUUCAUGGGACACCUAUGAGACGUUGGUGGAGGAGGGGCAUUUGGGGCAUUUGGCAUCCAAGCUCCCCAAGCUUGGCCCUUCCUCGCCUGCUAUGGACUGGGAAGCGCCCUGCCCAUUGAUGUUUUUCGCACAGCUCCCCAACACUGUACACGGCGAGCAACUCUUUGCCCAGCUUAUUCAUGCGAUUUCGUCUCGCUUUUGGCUGUUCAAGUAUGGUCGUAUGGAUAUGGUCUUUGUUUGUGGCGAGACAGUAGCACUGCGCUCUAUGGCCUCGCCGUACGACCUUCGCACACGGGCCAAGCUUGGCGCAACAGUCCAAUGCCUUAGUACGCCAGAAGUGCUCCUUCCGUCCGAUGAUAUGGAGCCAUAUGCGGAGCACAUGUAUCCUUCCAUUCCAUCGAUUGGACCACGUGUGCCUGUGACUUCUGUAUUCAUCCCCAAUUCCAACAUUUCAACGGGCUUGCAAAAACGCAAGCUGACGACGCUCAAAAUCACGCCUUUGCGUGAACCAUUGAUUGAAGGACGUGAUAUGGACUCGUUUGAGUUCCUCACACGCAAUCUAUUUGUACUCAAGUCCAAGACUGUGUAUGAAGGACUAAAACACGUUGCGCCCGGUGCUCAUAACAUUCUCCGGCUCGUAGCAGCCGACCACCCACGAAUGCGCCAUCGUCCUCAGGAUGUGGUGCUGCCCGAUACCCCAAUUGUGGAGCUUUCCAACCGCCAAUGGGCUGCGUUGGCCGAGGCUUUUGAAAAAUGGCCAUUCCGACCCAAUACUUAUAUCGAUGAGGGUCGUGUUCGUCGAGGUCUUAGCGACUAUCUUUUCUAG
This is a messenger RNA of Malassezia pachydermatis, 1338 nucleotides long. Its product is annotated as s-adenosyl-l-methionine-dependent methyltransferase. Gene Ontology annotation, molecular function: rRNA (adenine-N6,N6-)-dimethyltransferase activity. The record is from RefSeq and is a predicted model, not a curated record. Gene Ontology annotation, biological process: rRNA methylation. NCBI's taxonomy places the organism in Eukaryota, Fungi, Basidiomycota, Malasseziomycetes, Malasseziales, Malasseziaceae. The transcript is spliced from 4 exons. The coding region runs from base 1 to 1338 and encodes 445 amino acids. Gene Ontology annotation, cellular component: mitochondrial matrix.